CAGGGGCAAGAGGUAGUUUGGUCUCCUUAACCAGUUCAGUCCUGAGCUGUACCCACUGAGGAGAGACUUCCAAUGGUGUUGAAUGGCACGUACCAUAAUGUCAAAUCCUUCCACUCCUUGGUGAGCUGAGACUGCCUGGCUUAUUUCACUUAGACCUGAAGUUGGACUUAAACCUCGGUCUUAGCAGUUUAAAGGAGGGACAGCACUGCCUGCUAUGAUCAACUUUCGACUCUUGAACAGCUUCCAUUGAAAAUUCAACACACCCCAUUUUAGGAGGCAAGAAAAUUAAAUGGGUUGAGAACAGCUGCCCCUCCUUUUGCAGAGGAUUUUUUGAUUUUAAGUGACAGUACAUGAAACAGUAAAUCCUUUCUCCCUGCGGUCUUAUCUCCUGCAAACAGCAUUGACUGCCUUACAAACCAGACAAUUACAGGGUUAACUGGUAACCGGAUGCCUGCAUGGCUGCCUUGCUGAUUCCAUGGAGGAACAGAGGGAUGAGGACUCGCUUGGGCUGCCUAUCUCACAAAUCAGACUCAUGCAAUGAUUUCACAGCUAUUCUUCCCGACAAGCCCAACAGGGCUUUGAAAAGACUAUCAACAGAGGAAGCUACAAGAUGGGCAGAUUCCUUUGACAUACUUCUGUCGCAUAAAUAUGGGGUGGCUGCAUUCCGCGCGUUCCUAAAGACAGAGUUCAGCGAGGAGAACCUGGAGUUCUGGCUGGCCUGUGAAGAGUUUAAAAAGACCCGAUCAGCAACCAAACUGGCAUCAAAGGCUCACAGGAUCUUUGAAGAAUUUAUUGAUGUGCAAGCCCCUCGAGAGGUGAACAUAGACUUCCAGACACGGGAGGUGACAAGAAGAAAUGUGCAGGAGCCCUCUCCUUCUUGCUUUGAUGAGGCCCAGGGGAAAGUGCACAGCCUCAUGGAGAAAGACUCUUACCCCAGGUUCCUGAGAUCCAAAAUUUACACAGAUCUGCUGACUCAAACCCAGAGGAGACUCAGUUAGAGCAGAUUGCGGCCAGAAGAAACCACGAGCUUCCCGCAGCAGCCAAAACCAUUUCCAAAUGUGAAAUUCCAUUGUUGUUAAAAAAAAGCAGUGGUACAGCAGCAGAAGGAGGGGGAGGGGGAGUGGAAGGGGAGCCCAUUCCAGAACGUGACCCAAACACAGUGCUAGGACUCUCUGAGUUUGUGUAUGGGCUUUGGUUCUUGGUAGCAUCCUGAAGUUGUUGCCUUUCUCUGGAACAGAAAUGUAUCCUCUGUGGUGCAAUGGGCCAUCUGCCUAGAAGAUGGGCCUCCUAAAACUCACUCCACAGGCUAUUCUGUAAAUAAUGCUGAUAUACCCCUCCAUUCUUCUAGAGCUCUCCUGGCUCAAACCUCUUCCAUACAUUUGGAGAUGAUGCUAAGGGUAGUCAUGAAACCAGUGUCGCUGAGCACAAUCUAAAGCACUGCUUCACUCACACGGGUGGCUAGGACUCUGAUCUGAAGGUUGGGGUGGGAGGAGCUAAGGCCACAGGACCUGAGCUUCCUCCCAGCUCAGGUGGAAGAGAUCAACUGAGUCAGCUCUUUCUUCCAGGUGACACACACAUUGUGAAGUCAGUAGUGACUGUCUUGCAGCCCCUUCCUACCUAUCUGACAGCACCCCUGACUAUAAAGUCCUUCUCUGUGGGGAAAAGAAGCUGAAUGAUACUUUUAUUAAUUUGUCAAGGAACUUCAGUUUCCUCCCUGGCUAGAAUGGCUUUGUCAUUUCUUCUGGUACAAAUGAUUAUUUAUUACAGAUAUUUAUUUACACUGAAGUUAAGCCUAUGGGCUUUGCUCCUAAGUCUGGUCCCAUUCUGUGUGACAGUGUACCAAAACAAAACCAAAAAAAGAUGCUCCUGCUACCAAAAAAACUUUGCAGGAUUAGUGGACUCUUCUUGUGAGGCAACUGUUAGGUACCAAGACAAAUCCAAGACAAGAGAUGUUCCUCCCCACUAAUUGCUAACAAGUACGGGGAACAAAAGGCACAUCUGUUAUGGCCGAACACGCUUUUCACGUGUUGCCUGAUGGGGGCAUAAUGGAGAGAGAUGGAGAAACAUGGAAGUCAUGGUUAUACUAUUAAUAUUUAUUGGUUACCAACUGUUAUUAUCAUUUAAUGAUUGCCAAUUGAAUGUUCAGUAUUCAGGCAAAUAUAGAGACAUGGGCCCUAUCCGAGGAAUUUGUUCUAAAAUAACUAGUGCCCUGGAAACAUAGUGCGUAGAGUUAAGCCUUGAAGCAGUACUUGCUGUAUUUGCCGCAUUUUUAUUACAUAGUUUAGGAGGAAAUCGUGAACAGACAUCAGCUGUGUCACAGGACAACCAUGGUGUAAAAUAAUAUAAUUAGAGUAGAAUCUAAAAUCUGUAGUUAGAGUGAUCCCUGGCUUUUCUAUCCUCCAAGUUUGGGUUAAAACAUUGAUG
Molecule: messenger RNA, 2424 nt
Organism: Gavialis gangeticus (Gharial)
Lineage: Eukaryota; Metazoa; Chordata; Crocodylia; Gavialidae
Gene: RGS8
Product: regulator of G-protein signaling 8
Exons: 5
Coding region: 456-998 (180 amino acids)
Source: RefSeq, a predicted model, not a curated record